AUGAACAAAGCUGAGGAUAGUUAGAAUUAGUUUUUUGUGAUUGAACAAAUUGAGAUGAGCAGUGAGAGUGAACCUGAAGACUUGGAAGAUUUGGAUGAAUUGAAUGACAUCAAACAUGAAGAAGAAAAUCUCAAUGAUUUAGAUAAGAUUAUAACUGAUGUGAAAAAGGAAGAAUACAUGCCCAAAAUAAGAGCAGAACCCCCAGAGCCAAAACCACCAGGGGUUAUAAAGAGACCAGAAGUUGUGGAUGACUUUAUUCGUAACUUCCUCAUCAAGAAUCAAAUGAAUCGAAGUCUGGAAGUAUUUCAGUAAGAAUGGUACGAACUAUCAUAGAAAGGCAAAUUGGCUACAGAUGGAAUGGGUUAAGUGACAGAUGUUUAUGUUUAAAAUGAGAAACUUAAAGAAGAACUAAAAUAUGUAAGAGGAGAGUUGGACAAAGCUAAAAUUGUAGCUGAAAAUGCCAAAUCCACAUACGACAAACUCAGAAAAGAAAGAGAUUUCCACAAAAUGCAUCAUCAUAGAGUCCAAUAAGAAAAAAGGAAAUUGAAUCAUGACAUUGAUAAGUUGAAAGGAUUGCACUAACAAUAUGAAGACAAAUAUGAAGAACUAUCCUAAAAGUAUUCCCACGCUAUGAAAGAAAAGAUGUUAUUGAAAUUAGAAAGAGAUAGAUUGGUGGCAAAAAAUGAUGCACUCCAAAGAAGUUUAUAAAAUGUCGAAGAAAAGAUCAAUAAAGAAAAAGAGCCAGGAAGUCCCACAGAUAAACUUCCUUUAGUUGACACCAAGGCCAACACCAAGAAGGCAUCAACCAAAACCAAUACUCAAUUCCCUCCUGAUGAUAGACCCAAUCCUUAUGCAGGUACUCAAAUAGAACCACAAAAUUACAGAAAUGCCAUCCUAAAUAAAACUUUUAAAGGACACAUGAUGGCCAUCUCAUCUAUGGAUAUGCACCCAAAGAAAUCCAUUGUUGCCACUGCCUCUGAUGAUUUCACUUGGAAAAUUUGGACCUUGCCAUAAGGUGAAUUGAUCAUGUCUGGAGAAGGCCAUAAAGAUUGGGUCAGUGGAAUUCAUUUCCAUCCAAAAGGAAGUCAUCUAGUUACCUCAUCUGGUGAUUGUACAAUCAAGGUCUGGGAUUUCAUCAAUGCAUCAUGCACUCAUACAUUCAAAGAUCACAUUUAACCUGUUUGGGGUGUUAAAUUCAAUGACACUGGAGAGUUCAUUGUGAGUGCUAGUAUGGAUCAUACAUGUAAAGUAUUCGAUUUAGCAUCCGGUAAAACUAGGCAUACAUUCAGAGGACAUGUCGAUUCUGUCAAUCACGUGAGUUUCCAGCCAUUUUCAAACAUCUUUACUUCUGCUUCAGCUGAUAAGACAAUAUCAUUAUGGGAUAUCAGAAGUGGAUUAUGCGUUCAAACCUUCUAUGGCCACUUGAAUAGUGUCAAUCAUGCCACCUUCUCUUUAAAGGGAGAUAGUAUUGCCAGUUGCGAUGCUGAUGGAAUUAUCAAAAUGUGGGAUGUUAGAAUGGUCAAGGGAAGAUCACAAUUUGAUGCAGGUCCUUAUUCUGCCAAUGCUGUGGCUCUGGACAAGAGUGGCACUAUACUUCUUGUGGGCUCCGAUGACCAAUAGAUCAGACUCUAUAAUGAAACCACCUAGAAGUAAGAACACACUUUGAAGGGACAUGAAGAUGCUGUCCAAGAUGUUGCCUUUGAUUACAAUAGCAAAAUGAUUAUUAGUUGCGAAUUUAUUAAUGAUUUAAAAUUUUAUAAACAAGAUGCAUAUUAUUUAGCCAAUUUUACUGAAGAUUUACCUUCCAUUUAUAUCUUAUUUUUAUAUAUUCUUUAAAAACUAUUCUUGCAAUCCUUUCAUGUAAAAUGA
Molecule: messenger RNA, 1869 nt
Organism: Paramecium tetraurelia
Lineage: Eukaryota; Ciliophora; Oligohymenophorea; Peniculida; Parameciidae
Exons: 8
Molecular function (GO): protein binding
Source: RefSeq, a predicted model, not a curated record